Messenger RNA from Chaetura pelagica (chimney swift), 1149 nucleotides. It is a transcript of the gene TACR2, whose product is annotated as tachykinin receptor 2. The transcript has 5 exons. Gene Ontology annotation, molecular function: substance K receptor activity. The coding region runs from base 1 to 1149 and encodes 382 amino acids. Gene Ontology annotation, biological process: G protein-coupled receptor signaling pathway; positive regulation of flagellated sperm motility. Lineage: Eukaryota; Metazoa; Chordata; Aves; Apodiformes; Apodidae. The record is from RefSeq and is a predicted model, not a curated record. Gene Ontology annotation, cellular component: sperm midpiece; plasma membrane.
AUGAGCACACUUUCCAUGCUAAAUGCUAGCAACAUGUCACAGGCUGACUCCCUGGAGGACAGUGGCAAUUGGACACCAGCAACCCAGUUCACCCAGCCAGGAUGGCAAAUUGCUUUGUGGGCUAUCACCUAUUCCUUCAUUGUCAUCACAUCCAUCGUUGGCAACGUGACCAUCAUCUGGAUUAUUCUUGCACACAGGAGAAUGAGGACUGCUACCAACUACUUCAUUGUUAAUCUGGCCCUUUCAGAUCUGCUGAUGGCUGCUUUUAAUACCAUCUUCAAUUUUAUUUACGCCAGUCACAACGUCUGGUACUUUGGUGAGGAAUUCUGCAGGUUUCAGAACUGGUUCCCCAUCACUGCCAUGUUUGUGAGCAUUUACUCCAUGACAGCCGUGGCUGCAGAGAGGUACGUGGCAAUAAUUUAUCCCUUCAAGCCCAGGCUCUCUUCUGGAAGCACCAAAGUCAUCAUAGGGAUAAUCUGGCUGGUGGCAUUUGGGCUUGCCUUUCCCCAGUGCUUCUACGCUGAGAUCAUGAUGGACAAUGGAACGAUGAAAUGCAUCGUUGUUUGGCCUGAUGAUGUUGGAUCCAAGCACCAGCUCACGUAUCACAUUGCAGUAAUCGUGUUGAUUUAUUUACUGCCUUUACUGGUGAUGUUUAUUGCAUACAGCAUUAUAGGAAUCACGCUGUGGAGCAGUGCAAUCCCAGGCAACCACCUUAACAGAGUCUGCUACCAACACCAAAUUAAUGCCAAAAAAAAGUUUGUGAAGACCAUGGUAGUAGUUGUGAUCAUUUUUGCUGUCUGCUGGCUGCCCUAUCACAUAUACUUCAUCCUGGGGAGCUUCAAGGAAGACAUUUACCAGCAGAAGUACAUUCAGCAGGUUUAUCUCGCAAUCUUUCUCCUUGCCAUGAGUUCGACAAUGUACAACCCCAUCAUCUACUGCUGCCUGAACCAAAGGUUUCGUUCUGGCUUCAAAUUAGCCUUCCGGUGGUGCCCAUGCAUUAAAGCAACUGAGAGAGACAAACUUAAACUUGAGACCCCAACUUUUUACCAGACAAGCCACAGGAAGUCAAGAACAACAAGUUUCGACACAGAAACUCAACUCAAUGAGAACGAGAAGACAUCCUUUACCCUCACCCAGCUGACACUUUGA